AUGGACGUCGAGAGCGCGGCGCGCGACAUGCACGCCCUCCCCGGGCUCGUCGUCCUCGUCAGCGUGCCCCUCGUCGUCACCAUCCUGAGCCUCGCGCGCCUGUCGUCGUCGCUCGUCCAGGGGAGCACCACGAGCAACGGCGGUGGCGGCGAUGGAGCAACGCUGGCGCGCCACCAGCGAGGCUACUCCAUCAGCGCGUGA
Purpureocillium takamizusanense is the source of this 201-nucleotide messenger RNA. RefSeq lists its product as uncharacterized. The record is from RefSeq and is a predicted model, not a curated record. The coding region runs from base 1 to 201 and encodes 66 amino acids. Lineage: Eukaryota; Fungi; Ascomycota; Sordariomycetes; Hypocreales; Ophiocordycipitaceae. The transcript has a single exon.